AUGGACGUCGCCGCCGGCGUGCUCGGAGUCCACGCGGAGAAGGCUCAGAACCAGGCAAGUUUCCGUGUUGGCAGGCACCUGCGGAUCCUGUUCAUCGAGUGCCGGCAGCCAGUCCGGCGGGCCUACGAGCUCGGCAUCGCGGCGGCCGCGGUGCUGGCGGCGGCGCACGCCAUCGCAAACGUGGCCGGCGGCUGCGAGUGCGCCUGCUCCGGCGACAAGCUCCGCCGGGCGUCGCCCAACCGGCAGAUGGCGUCCUUCGCCUUGGUUCUCACCUGGAUGGUCCUCGUCGUCGCGCUCGCGCUGCUGGUGCUCGGCGCGCUGCCCAACGCGAAGCGCAAGCUGGCGGAGUGCGGGGUGCCGCGCCACCGGUUCCUCUCCAUCGGCGGCGUCCUCUGCUUCGUGCACGCGCUCUUCUGCGCCGUCUACUACGCCUCCGCUAGCGCCGCGGCGCGGGAGGAUCGCCGCGCCGCGCCGCACGUGUAG
Molecule: messenger RNA, 483 nt
Organism: Miscanthus lutarioriparius
Lineage: Eukaryota; Viridiplantae; Streptophyta; Magnoliopsida; Poales; Poaceae
Source: the annotation of a GenBank genome assembly